UUUUCUUUAGACUUUAUUCGGACUGUGAACUUAAAUUCUGUACAGUCAAAUAUAUUGUACUUUGAGUGUGGUGGAUUCACAUCAGCUGAUAUUAUUCAUGUUGUUCUUUCAUAUGCUCUUUGGAUUUUCUAUAGCAGAUUUGAAAUGUAGAGAAUAUAUAGCACAAGCAGAAGCUACCAAUCAAACAUCACCUGCUGAACCUCUUCCCCUUAUAAUUUCUGGUGACAAGAGUGUAGAUGGAGAAUUUCCUCACAUGGCACACAUAGGAUGUAGGAAAAACGGCUCUGAUGAAUACAAUUGGGCAUGUGGAGGAAGUUUAAUUUCUAAAUUUUUCAUCCUCACGGCAGCUCACUGCACUGACAAUCCCGACAUUGGUGUUCCGGCGUUAAUACUGUUAGGAAGUACUAGCAUUCAUUACCAAAAAAAUACUCAACUAAGAAAUGUGAAAAAAACCAUAAAAUAUCCUACAAGAAAAGGAUAUUACAACGAUAUUGCUCUCAUCAGAAUGGAUCGCCCAGUAGUGUUUGAUAGUUAUGUAAGGCCCGCAUGUCUGAAUACUUGUGAAAAAUGCCAAUUUGAUAAAGUGGUGGCUACAGGAUAUGGAGUUGAAGAUUAUACUUCGACGAAUAUGAGUGAACACUUGUUAAAAACCCACUUGGAGAUUUAUCCAAAUGAAAACUGCUCGAAUAUCCAUGGACAAACAAUAAAGAGAAUUUUGCCUCAAGGUGUUUUAAAAUCUCAACUAUGCGCGGGAAGCACUGAAAGAAACGAUACAUGUCAUGGAGAUUCUGGAGGACCUCUGCAGAUACAGUUAAACACUGAAUUCUACAUGUAUAAAAUAAUUGGUUUAACUUCCUUUGGACUUUUUUGCGGGCAACCCAGUACACCUUCCUUCUACACCAGGAUAUCGUAUUAUGUGAGAUGGAUUGAGAACAUCGUAUGGUGAAAUCACUUAAAAUUUUAGUUUUGUUUAUUUUCUUUAUGCUCACGAAGUGUAAUGUUAUUGAUUUCAAUGAAAUAAACAACACUCUUGAAGAAAA
Messenger RNA from Harmonia axyridis, 1040 nucleotides. Its product is annotated as serine protease snake-like. Gene Ontology annotation, biological process: proteolysis. Bases 98 to 946 code for a protein of 282 amino acids. The transcript has 5 exons. NCBI's taxonomy places the organism in Eukaryota, Metazoa, Arthropoda, Insecta, Coleoptera, Coccinellidae. Gene Ontology annotation, molecular function: serine-type endopeptidase activity. The record is from RefSeq and is a predicted model, not a curated record.